Molecule: messenger RNA, 1954 nt
Organism: Pectinophora gossypiella (pink bollworm)
Lineage: Eukaryota; Metazoa; Arthropoda; Insecta; Lepidoptera; Gelechiidae
Gene: SCCRO4
Product: DCN1-like protein 5
Exons: 8
Coding region: 316-1062 (248 amino acids)
Biological process (GO): protein neddylation; positive regulation of ubiquitin-protein transferase activity
Cellular component (GO): ubiquitin ligase complex
Molecular function (GO): ubiquitin conjugating enzyme binding; ubiquitin-like protein binding; cullin family protein binding
Source: RefSeq, a predicted model, not a curated record
UUGAGUUCCACUUGCAGCCGCUGUUCUGCUGUUUUCUUUUAAAAAUCAUUACAUUUUCUUAUUAUUGAUAGGUUUAUAGUGUAAUUAGUUGCUAUAAAUCAGUGUUAUAAUUUGCAUUAAGUUUCAAACAUAACGUAUACAAGGUUAGUGUAAUUUCUGCAGAUCCCAAACGGGACUUCUGAAAGGUUAUUAUCGACCUGUCACGGAGACAUUUUUUCGUGGGGCCGUUCACGCAAAUUUCGCAAAAUAGGAGACGAAAACCCUUUCAAGUUCUCCAAUUUCAUAUCGAAUCUACCACCAAUUGGUGGUGGAGCGAUGCCGCGCUGCAGCAAGCGGUCGCGCGGCGGCGCGGCGGAGCUAUUGCCCGGCGCCACCGCGCUCGACGACCAGCACCACCACAAGCGCAGCCGGAACACCAGUUCACGUCGACAUUCCAAAUCGGAAGACACUAGUUUUAGUGUAAAGAAAUGUUUAGCUUGGUUUAAAGAAUAUACAACAGUUACAGACCCGGAUGUGUUAGGUCCAGAAGGAAUGGAGAAGUUCUGUGAAGACCUAAACGUGGACCCAGAGAACGUAGUAAUGCUCGUCAUAGCAUACAAAAUGGGCGCCAAACAAAUGGGAUACUUCACACAAGAGGAGUGGUUAAAAGGUUUAACCGAGCUACAGUGUGACAACGUACACAAGUUGCAGAACAAAUUAGAAUACCUCCGCAGUUUACUCAAUGACCCCUAUAUAUUUAAGGCUAUCUACAGAUAUUCAUAUGACUUUGCCAGGGAUAAAGACCAGAGAUCCCUGGACACGGGCACGGCUCGGGCGCUGCUAGGCGUGCUACUCCCCCGCUGGGCCCUGCGCGGCCCGCUAAGCGACUUCUUACAGCGCGAGCGUCGCUACCGCGUCGUGAACCGCGACCAGUGGUGCAACAUAUUGGAGUUCAGCCGCACUGUCGACGCGGCCCUCACUACCUACGACGCCGACGGCGCUUGGCCGGUGAUGCUGGACGAGUUCGUGGAGUGGCUGCGAGCCGAGCGCGCCCCCGACGCCGCCAUGGCGCCCGCCAGCUGAGAGACACACGCCCCACCCACCAUCUCCACCACCAACUCCACCUGCUCCACUAGCCGCUCCACCAACAAAUCCACCGUUCGAGCUACCCGAUCUGUACGUGCUUCAAACAAACAAUAGCUUUAUAAUUGUCUACUGUAACUUUUUUUAGGGACUAUUUAUAGUAACUAUAAACGGGUCGCUGUAGCCGUAGCAUGCUGCUCGUAUAUCGCGCGCGACACGAUAAGUAGGCCAAAUAAUGGCUGCGCGGUAAAUAAACCAAUUCUGUUGGCACUUGCAACAUUUUAACGUGGUAAGAAUCCGGUAUUAUGUGUUUUAAUUAUAUCGCGUCGGGCGCGAUAUGCAGGUAUGUUACGGCUACUGUAAAGCUGUGCGUCCACGUAAGCGGAAUCGGAUCAUACAGAAAUGUCUGAUCCCUUCCAUACAUUUUAUAUUACCAAUAAUCGCGAACGGCGCUUUUUUGUAGUACGAACUUUUUUGUAUGGAUUUUUGUAGUACAUUGUUACUCUGUUUCGCCAUUGUGGAACUAGAUGUCGCUAACCGUAUAAGCCUACUUAUGAUAUGCUUACUUAAGAUUACUUACUAACCGUUACAUGAGCCAUGUCAGGGGCCUUUGGUGACUCAAUAGUAACCCUGACAUCAGGCUUGAUGAGGGUGGUCAUUGACCUUAUGACUUACGCGAGAGAAGAGGAUACUCCAUGGUACAGGACAUCAAGAUAUUGUUUAUUUUUUAUGUCGUUUCGGGCAACCCUUAAUUUGACAGAUCGAAAACUAGCUUUACUACAAAAACUAGCUCUUUCUUGCACUUAUUGUAAGUGAAGGACGGCAGUAAUUGGCUGGCAAACUAAAAUUGGGUUAAUAAAAACACAUAAUAUCGGAUUCUUACCGCGUUUAA